UUUAUGUUUUAUUUUAUUUUUCGGUCACUUUAAGGAGAAAAUAAUAUAAAUUGUGGUGCCACCUUGUUAUAAUGGAGAAGCUGCGCGAAAAGCUUGGUCAAUUGUUCACUCGAAAGUAUUCGGUGGAUAAGCCCAUGGUGGAUGAGGACGAGGAGGAGAGCGAGGAACUCCAGACCAAGGAUGUGGUGGAUCUAAUGCAGCAGCAGCAUCAGCAGGAGGAAAAGCCAAAGACAUCGCAGAAGCAGCCAAAGAGCGAACGAGAGUCACAUUAUGAUAACUACAAGCAAAAGAAACCAAGUCCCUAUCCAUUGACAACGGCAGAUCUUCCAGUGGAAGCGGAACCGAUUGCAAAUUAUAUGGAUAACAUAGAUCCGGGCAUCAACUAUGAGAUGGAGUUUGUCGAUUUUAUCGAUCGCAAUGCACCGCAGGGUUUUGGACAGAAACUGGAGAGUAUGCUACCCUACCUGGGCCUGAGCUUUGUCACCUGGCCCGGCUAUUGGGUGUGGCGCGGCUAUCAGUGGCAAACAAAGCGACGAACCGAAAGGAUCGGCAUGUACAUACAAAGAACCUUCCAGCAUGCCAAGCUGAUGCAGGUGGCCAUUCUGAGCCUCGGCCUGCUGAUGGCCACCUCGGCUCGCUCCUCGUCGGAGCCGCUCGAAGUACAUGAGGUGUCCUACAGGUCGAAGCGAAAAUGAAAACA
This is a messenger RNA of Drosophila virilis, 700 nucleotides long. RefSeq lists its product as uncharacterized. Lineage: Eukaryota; Metazoa; Arthropoda; Insecta; Diptera; Drosophilidae. The record is from RefSeq and is a predicted model, not a curated record.